AUGGCUACAAUAUUCAAAUUAGCUAAAGCACAGAAGAAUGCUGCCGAUAAUAAUGAAAAGAAUGGAGAGGUCUCCACUGAUAAAAAAUCAGUUAAAAACAAGCAGAGAGUUCUAGUUUUGUCUUCGAGAGGAAUUAAUUAUCGUCAAAGGCACCUCCUGAAUGACCUAGAGGCGCUUUUUCCUCAUUUUAAAAAAGAUUCAAAGCUUGAUACAAAAUUUAAUCUUAGAAUUCUCAAUGAACUUGCCGAAUUAAAUAAUUGUAAUAAUUGUGUAUUUUUUGAGGUACGUAAACAUCAGGACCUUUAUAUGUGGACAAGCAAGACUCCGAAUGGUCCAAGUAUAAAAUUCCAUGUACAAAAUAUUCCAAAGGGUGCCCGUCGAUCAAAACCAUUCAUUGAUCAUGUUAUAUCAUUUACGAUAGUGGAUAAUCGGAUAUGGUUCCGAAACUUUCAGGUUGUUGAGAAGGACCUGAAAAGCUCCGAUACAAAAGUAAAUGACAAGAACAUUUCUCUUGUAGAAAUUGGACCGAGAUUUGUUCUCAAUGUCAUUCGUAUAUUUGAAGGUAGUUUUUGUGGAGCAUCUAUUUAUGCAAACCCCGAAUUUAUAACUCCAAAUCAGAAAUUAUGUUCAAUAGUAAUGUUUGCCUUUGAUAAUUUAGAUUCGGCUAAGGAAUAA
Molecule: messenger RNA, 675 nt
Organism: Funneliformis caledonium
Lineage: Eukaryota; Fungi; Glomeromycota; Glomeromycetes; Glomerales; Glomeraceae
Source: the annotation of a GenBank genome assembly